Maniola jurtina (meadow brown) is the source of this 2566-nucleotide messenger RNA. RefSeq lists its product as uncharacterized. The transcript has 2 exons. NCBI's taxonomy places the organism in Eukaryota, Metazoa, Arthropoda, Insecta, Lepidoptera, Nymphalidae. The coding region runs from base 269 to 2545 and encodes 758 amino acids. The record is from RefSeq and is a predicted model, not a curated record.
CGCUAGCGGCGGUAGGUAUUUUUCUUUAUUCAUUUCAUAUUUUAAUAAUUAUUAUUAUAAAUAUAGUCUUAUUUAUCAGACAAGUGGUAAUCAAUCUCUCGUUAGAGAGUUUUUAUUCCUUAAGUGUUAUUACUCUAUCGCCCCUCGCGGCAAGCCACAAUUCCCUAAACAAGGCAAAAUAGAAUAAUUUGUCAGUGCUUGUAGGCCCAAAAUUGUGUAUAAUAAUUGAGGAACAAUUUUCAAUGCUAAUUUCAAUUAAAACAAGAGAAUGAAUUUUAAACGGUGUUUUAAAUUCCAACACGAACUAGUGGACAAUCUGAAUGUUGCGUAUAACUGUACAAACUGCAUUUUGGUUUUUUGGAAUAAAUUUCAAAUAUUUUUAAUGUUUAAGCAAGAUAUGGAUAUGCCUGGCCAUCUAAUAAAUUGCCGAUUGGUAUUCGAUUAUAUGGACUUUGAAAUUCACCAGCUAAUAUUAGCUGAACAUUUACUCUGUUUGGACAAUGAAGGGAAAUUGUUAGCUUAUUCCCUUAAUCUUGAACAAACUGCUAGUGCCCCAAUGAAACCUAAAUACAAUUUCCAAAAGCUAGAAGAUAAUAUUUUAUGCAUGGAAUGGUAUGAGAAUUUGUUAUUUAGCAUUAAAUCAGACAUGGAUGAGCUGUUUUUAAGGAUCCAUAAAUUUAAAUCACCUAAUAAUGCAGAUGUAAAAUUAAAAUUAAACAGCAAUAAUAAAAUAGCGAAUAAAAACUUACUACAGUUACCAAGUGAGAUAAAAAGAGAGAAAUGUUUACUAUGCUGUUAUAGGCUAGAUGGAACUGAUUUUGACAGUAUUAACCAAAUCUUCAGGACAAAUAAAAGUUUACAGUGUAAACAAUUUCUUAUUAUUGUGAGCUUUGAUAAAUUAACGCUGUAUGCUAUUUUAGUAGAUUUGGAAUUGAACAGUAAUAUCUUAGCACCGGUUAAACUUCUAACAUGCCCCUCAGAAAUAAACAGCAUAAUUGUGGUAAAAGAAAAUCAUUUAAAUUUACUGAUAAGUCUGAGUGCUGGUACAGUAAUUAAACAGCCUUUGAAUAAUAAUUUUAAUACUCUCAGCAUAGCACACCUGAAUACUGCUAUACACAGGAUUACAGUACUAAAUGAUAAAAUUAUAUACACUGAUGGCAUCACCAUGUGGGUAUCCACAAAUACAUUUUCAGAGCCCAAUGCAAAAUUGAAACAGUUGUUUGUUAAGAAUGUGAAAGAUUUUACGCAAAUUGAAACGAAUGGUAAAAUGAUUUGCACAACAUAUAAUAAACUAGUCUAUAUAUUUAGUAUGAAUGAGGAGUCAUCUUAUUUAGUUCCUGUUUCUGCUAGUGAAUACUAUUCAGCAGAACAUCUGUUCAAUAAUAUGAAUUAUUUGCACAGAAUAAUGGAAGAAGUUGAAAAAAAUGGUGAAAUUAUCAAAAAUAUAAAGAAGGAAGAGGACUACAUAACAACACUGGCUUUAUCAAAUAGACAAGACAUUGCGAGUGAAAUGAUUCAAUACCAUGUCAGUACAUACGAAAAAUAUGAAGAUAUCCUCAAAGAGGGCUUAGUCCUCAAUUUGACUAACAACUUAAAAGAUUAUUUUGAAAGGGAUACAUUUUGUUUUCUUAUAAAAAUGUUUGCAGCUUUACAACAGAACUUUGAUGAUGUGUCAGCAAAUAUUUUUAAAGAUGCAAAGAUCCAUAUCACAAUUUUAUCAGAACAAAGAAUCAUAAAAACUAUAAGUGUUAAAGUUGCAGAUCAACCAAAGAUUUUUAACAUUGUGGUUCCCUUACAGACGAAUAAAUUGAAUAUAACAGAUAUAACCCUUGAUAUAAAAAUUGUGAAGAAGAUUCCCAAGAUUGUAAAUUGCAAGGAAAAUCUUUGGACAGCUGUCUACUGCAAACAAGUAAUUCUAACUCCAGAGCAUUUCAUUAAAACAAAUUUUGUAGACAAUGUACGGUUACUAAAAGACCCAGAAGACUCUAUAGAGCAUUUAUUAUAUAAAACUGCUUACAAGCUUCAUGGGCAUCUUUAUCAAAUUAUUAAAGCACCAGAAGAUUUACUAACAUGGUCCUUCUUCGUUAAACUCCCUAAUACAUAUAGAGAGAUUUUACAAAAUGAAAUGUUUUACAAAGAGCAUUUUAAAAAUUCUACUAAAGCAAAAUUCCUGUUAAAAGAAGUAUCUUCAGAAGAAUUUCUAAACUCAAGAAGGAAUGUCUCAUUUUCAGUAUUGAAUGAAAAAUUAGACAUAGAAAUUAUAAAUGACGGAUUCUCAAAUGACUUGAGUAGUAAAAUGAUUAAAGUAUCCUGUGCAAAUCCUGUACUUGCACUCGGCAUAAGAAAUUUCUUUUCCAUUUUAAUACACAAUAAUUUCGAAAUAUGUCAACAUGGACAAACAUUUUUAAGCUGUUUUAAAAUAAUUUCAUCACUUGAGAAAACAGAGAAAGCUGUUCAGAAAUGCAUAGAUGAAAGGUGGUCAUUUGAAGAAUUCUUCAAAAUUUAUGAACAAUUCCAAAUAAGUCUGUGUGAAACUUCAGUUUAAAUAAUAAAAUUUUUGUAUAUG